Zophobas morio is the source of this 1034-nucleotide messenger RNA. RefSeq names its product terpene synthase-like. The transcript has 8 exons. The record is from RefSeq and is a predicted model, not a curated record. NCBI's taxonomy places the organism in Eukaryota, Metazoa, Arthropoda, Insecta, Coleoptera, Tenebrionidae. Gene Ontology annotation, biological process: isoprenoid biosynthetic process. The coding region runs from base 78 to 1034 and encodes 318 amino acids. Gene Ontology annotation, molecular function: prenyltransferase activity.
CAAAUUCAAGGGAGGAAAUCGAGCCCAUUCGCUCUAAAACGGUGAGUCAUAGUGGCGGUAUUGUUAAAAUAAGGAACAUGACAACAAGUAGACCUCAAACGCAAAUCCAAGACGAAGAGAUAAUACUAAGACCUACGGUACAUAUUACACAAGCAGGAAGAGAAUAUAAAAAUAUUAUGAGACGAAUUUGGCGUGCUUGUAAUUAUUGGAUCAAGUGUCCCAAAGACAGACAAAAAAUUUAUGGCAAUAUUGGAGAAGCAUUUUAUAAUGUUGCCCUUAUUGUAGAUGAUAUGGAAGAUCAUACGAUACUUCGUCGAGGAAUUCCUGCCGCUCAUAUGGUUUAUGGAAUUCCUUUGACCGUGCAAGCUACGAUUUACAAGACUAUUCUUUCACUUGAAGAAUUGUUCCUUUAUUUAGAAGAUAGUAAGGAAGAAGCUACUGAUUCAUUAAUUAAACUCGGAACUCGCCUGUUUGCAGGACAAGGAAUAGAGAUACACUUCACUGAUAUCGUAAAGUGCCCUACCUUUGACGAUUACAGAGCGAUAAUUUACGGCAAAUCUUUCGCUGUUAUACACUGGGGAGUUCGAUUAUUGGAAUUAUUUGCCAAGAAAGAAAAAAUCCAGUUUGGUGCAAAAUUUUGGGAUAAUUUGAGUUACUUUGCAGCGGUAUAUGACGAUUACGUAAAUUUGCACAACCCUAAGUGGGCAAGCGUUCGGGUCUACUGUGAUGAUCUCGAUGAAGGAAAAUUUAGCUUUCCUAUGAUUCAUGCUAUUCAGAGUCAUCCGAAUGAUCAUCGGCUUUUGACUAUGUUAAAAAACAGGCCACUGGAUAUGGAAAGUAAGAAACUUUUCGUAGAUAUAAUGGAAAGUUUUGGAAGUUUUGAGUAUACUAGAAAACUACUGGAAGAUACGAAAAAUGGUGUUUUCGACGAAGUGGACAAAAUGAAAAUAGGGAAAAAUCCACAUUUGCAACGAGUUCUUGAAGAUAUAUUUACUAAAUUAGAAACUGACCUUUUUAUCGACAAGUGUAAUUAA